AAAUAGUGCGUCAAGUCUAGAAACUGGCUUCAUUUUGGGCACGAAAAUCAUUAACUUCCGAUGUCCAAAACGGCAUGGAUGUCGAUAUUGAUAUAUUCGUUGGAAACAACACUUUACUUGAUCCUGAAAUAUACGAAUUUUGGCUCUCUGGUCAUCAACCGAAAGAUGUGUCUACUAUCUUAAUUAGUGGAUCCCUGAAGGAUUUUGAUGUAGAUAAAGAUAUGCUAUUAAGUGAUGUUUUAGAUCACUAUCGAACGUUCCAAAUGCUAGAAAGAUUACUUCACUAUCCAAAGCGACUGUCUGAGCAGUGGAUAUUCCAAAUAGCUCCAAGUAUGCAACGGAUGCUUAUUGAAAGAUACUAUGAAUUUGAUGAUAUUGUUAUACGAGAAUUUCUUGGGAAAAAACUUUCUGCUCGAAAUAGGAAAGAUCUAGAUGAUGUGAGCGAAAAAACUGGAAUACAAAUCAAAAGUUGUCGAAGACAAUUUGAUAAUGUUAAAAGAGUGUAUAAAGUUGUUGAAGACUGUAAUUCUGAUUUGGCUGAUACAAUACGGAGCACAUUCCUCUUUUCUGAAAAACUUGCUAGAAAAUAUGCAGCCAUAGUGUACUUAACCAGCAAUCGAUUUGAAACCAGUAAAAAAAAGCUUCAAUAUUUGACAUUUGAUGACUUUCUAUAUUGUGCCAAUUGGAUGAUGUGUAAAUGGUCUUGUACAAAGUCAGACUGUACAUAUGAAGAAACAGUGAUGGAAAUGGACCGAGAAUUCCUUCAAGACCUUAGAGACUUAAAGCAAUUGUUAGAAAAAGACUCUUAUGAUGAGUUGAAAGCUUAUGUUUUAUCAAUCUUACGACCAAAAAUAUCAGACCGUCUUUAUUCAGAUAUUGAUUCAAAUUUUAAGUCAUUUACUCGAACAUUUGUUAAUAUUGCAUAUGGACUGAACCACAGUAAAGAAGUUAGAGAUUUAUUUGUAGAUAUUGUAGAAAAGCUUAUUGAACCAAUUAGACAAGGAAAAUGGUCAAACAAAGAACUUCUGAUAUUUCUGGAUGCAUAUACAUCUGCUGCAGCUUCUGUGCAUUUAUUUAGAAGUGACUCUCACUUAUUGGAAAUCUGGGAGAGAUAUAUGUCUAACAUGUCCAGAUUUGUUAUAAAAAUGAAUCAUUCUUAAAUUUAAUCAUAAUGCUCUUCAAUUUGAUGUAAAUUAGAUACAGAUCCCCUCAUUCAUAAGGGUGGUAAAUAUGAUAGUCAGCCACUGUUAGAAGUCUUAUAUUUUUUUUCAAUUUGUUAUUGUUUUAUUUAUUAAAUGUUAUUGUUUUUUUUUAAUUAUUAUUUUAGAAUUUUGAUCCUUUUUAAGCAAUUCUUUUUUGUGUCAAAUGAAAUUGUUGAAGCCAAUUCAUAAUUCCAAAUUACUUAUUCUGUACUUAAGCAAACGUUGGUAUAGUUUUAAUGCUUUACAUCUAUAUUUUCUCCCCUUCUACUGAAUUACCAAGUCUUAAAUGUACUAGGAAUUUUCAUUCAUGCCAGAUCAAAAGACUUUGGUUUGAUAUGUACAUUUUUUCUUUCUUUCUUUUUUUUUCUUUUCUUAUAAACAACAUCAAUAUUGUAUUGUUUAAUUUCUAAAGAAGUUCAGAGUAUUUUUGUAUGUUUGAAAAUUGCAAAAUAUAUAGACUACACAUAGCUGUUGAUAUUCUUAACUGGUCAAAACUUGACUAUUUUUGUACUAAAAUCAUCAGUUAAAUAUAUUGCUCAACUUUUUAUAGUCUUCAAUCUAAAUUUAGUUUUGUUGUUGAUUUUUUUUUCCUUUUUUUUUUAUCUGACAUGAUUUUUGAAUGUUUGGUGAUUUAUUACUAAAAGAGUCUGUUUCUUAUCUGUUUCAAUGUUUUCUGUAAAUAGUUUAUGUAGAUUUUAAAGCUAAGUUUUUGUUAUUUUUAAAUAUUGGUAGAUAUUUACACAACUAGCAACACACAUAAUGUAAUAACAUUAUGGGGUGUGCUCAUUGAGCCAUCCAAACACACUUCAAGAUAUCACUUUGUGCAAACUACCUACAGGUGUUGCUUUUUCUUUUCUUGUUCAAUGUUAACAUUUUUUUUUUUUUUUGCUUGUUAGAAACGUUAUUUUUAAUUUGAUCAACGUAACUACUUUGGGUAUAUAAAGUUAUGUAUAAGUUUUUGAAUGUUAGAAAGUGAGGUAUAAACACAAAGUUAACGUAAAAGAAUAUCCCGGUUUUAAAAUUUAAUAUUUCAUAAACUAUUACACUUACCAAUACAAAUGAUACAUAAAAAUAAAGAUAAAUAUUCCAAGUUUUUUCAAGGUAUGUGAGUAGUUAAAGGUGCAUGUUUCACAAUGCUGGAUUGGCUGUGCAGGUGAUUAUGAUUUACCCUUUAUGUGUUCCCCAGCCAGAUUCCAAGACCUAACCCCAUGUGAUUUUUUUAAUGGGGUUUUGUCAAAGACUUUUUCACUACCAUUGCCUAUAACAUUGCAAGAACUGAAAGAUCCUAUAUGUGUAACAUUACAAGAAAUUGACAGUGAAACACUCCAAAAUGUAUGGAACAAACUAGAAUACAGGUUAGAUGUGUGUCGCAUUAAGAAAGACUCGUACAUCAAACAUUUGUAAGUGAAAAGAACUUGGAAUGUUUAUAUUUAUUUUGAACUAUCAUUUAUAGUGCUUAUUGUAAUAGUUGUAUGAAACAUAAAUUUUUAUGGGACAAAAUCCUAUUUUAUACAGGGAUCUGCCAGCUGCACCAAUCACCGAUCCUGUGCCAAACUGAUCAAAAAGUCCGCCAAAAGGACUUUUCUGCGCCAAAAUUGGACAAACUUGCGCCAAAAGUUCAAUUUUGAAUUUAAUAUUGCAGUUCCUUUGGUAUAUUUGGCAGUUUUUGAAACAUACCAUCAAGUUUAUGCAUUUGGAGCUUGUUUUUACGAUUUUUUGACUUGGUCCCGAUUUUUUGCGCAUUUUAAAAUCCGAUUGCAUCCCCUUUUGAAGAACUCGGUCGUUUUAAUUUUUUAUGUUAUUAUGUUCCUUUGACUUGAAAAAUUAUGUGUUGAUCAUUGUUUUCAACCUUUCUUAUCUUUUGUUUUCUGAAUAUGAGGACUUUUCAGUUCAUCUUCUUGUCACACUCACUCGAAAAUAUCAAUCCAGUUGCAUCCAUUGAUUUAAGCCAAAACCAAUUGUAAAAAUUAAUAUUGUUCACCAGUUUUUAAUCUUUAGUUUCUUUCUGUUUUAAGACAGAAAAUUGAUCUUUAAUUUUGGUUGGCAACACUUAAGAUAGCAAAAAUUGGGAAUUCUAAUGCUCUGGUAAUGAAUAUACAAACAUUUAAAGUUUCUCAAACUCAAGCACUUUCUUCAUAUUCUUAGUCUGUCUUACAAUUUUUAUUUAUUUUUUUCUUUUCUCAUGUUUUUCAUAUUUUUUUCACGUGUAUUUUGAAAUUCCUUUACUUAUCACAUCAUUUCUCAAAAUGAUUUCACAUUUUUUUCAUCGUAAUUUCAUUAUUAAUUUUGCGAUUAAAUAUCAAUCAGUUAAAAAUAAAUAGUAUUAAUGUUGCCUUUGCUUGAUCUUCAGAUUUGUUCAUCAAGUAGUUUAGUAUAUGCCAAAAUAAUAAUAAUAAUAAGAGUAAUAAGAUCAAACUAAAUAACUUACACAUACCAAAAUAAGGAAAAAGAUUAAUUAAUAUCUCUUUAAACUCACUUGUAAAUUGUUAAAGUAAAAUUUUUAAAUUUAACCAUUCUUUUUUGCUUUUUUUUAAAAACUUUUUUGAAUAUGUUUUUGAGUUACAUGUAUGUGGAUCAUUCUCCAAGAAAUGUAACUUUUGAAACCAAAUAUUUUUCAAUUUUGAAACCUUUUGUUUUCUUUUUCUUUUCAUUCUUACAUGAAAGUGUUACCUACUAGAAGUAAACAUAAACAAUGGUCCAGCUACGUUCCAAUUAUUUUAAUCAUAAAUAAAAAAAAUAAAAAACGCCUUGUUCACGGAAAUAAAAAAAAAAGAGAAAAAACAUUCAAUAUUUAAAAAUAGAGGAUAAUUUAAUAUCAAAGUAGUAAUUUUGUUUAUUGUGCAAACAAUCAGCUAUUUUAAUGAUUAGUGGGAAUAUAAUAUUAAGCUCUCUUAAUUGAAGUACGACUCAAUUAUUACUUUCAAAUGUAUGUUAAAAACUAGUAUUUAGUAAUUUGAGGAUGUACUGGCAAUUUAUAAUUUGGGUAGACGCCUAUUAUUGAUGUAUUUCCCCUCCAUCCUUUAUUUUCACCUCAGAAAUAAUGACAUUAAUAAGGUCUGUCACGGAGGUAAAGAAUUUUCCAUUAAUAUAGGCUAAUAGAUACAUUUUUCAGGGGGAAAAAAUUUCUUCGUUGCUACAAUCCUCACAUGUUAAGCAUAUGAAAACAUGUUCACUUCUUUUUUUACAUUAAUUUACAUCCCUGAAAUUCAAGUUCACGGAGGUGAGAAGUCAGAAUAACCACACUAAGUUUUUCCAACAAAAUCUAACUUCUUGUUUUUCAACAAAAAUCUCACAACUUCAACUAUGGCUGAAAAUAAACAAGGGGGCUCCCUUGUAUCAUGGAAAAUAAAAUGU
This is a messenger RNA of Uloborus diversus, 4556 nucleotides long. It is a transcript of the gene Fibp, whose product is annotated as acidic fibroblast growth factor intracellular-binding protein-like. Lineage: Eukaryota; Metazoa; Arthropoda; Arachnida; Araneae; Uloboridae. The transcript is spliced from 9 exons. The coding region runs from base 75 to 1160 and encodes 361 amino acids. Gene Ontology annotation, cellular component: nucleus. The record is from RefSeq and is a predicted model, not a curated record.